UUUCAAAUUUAAAUUUUAUUUGAAUGUGUAGCAUCUGUAUUGGUUAUGUAGUUUAAUUAUUCACAUUUAUUCACUAAAUUGUUUUAAAUGAGUAAUAUUAUGAUUUUUAAUUUAAAAUUUGACAAAAAGGGUUAAAUUGAUGAUAAUAAGAGAUGUAUUCACAGGAUUCAUUCCUAAGGGUUUUGAGGCGCAGGAAGAAGCAAUUUUCUCUAGAUUCAUGCCCAUAUAUCUCAGAUUCCUCUAUCAGAAAUUAUAGUAUGAAUAAUAUUCUCUCGAUUUCAGGCCCCUCGAGAUCAGGCAAAUCUCUUCUAAUUUCGCACAUAAUCUCGGAUUUACUCACUACGGAGGGUCUUCUGGGUAAAAUAGUACUCAUAGUUACUGACAACACAUUCGAUUUUGAGAUACUAACCAAUAAAAUUGAAAACAUAGUUAACAUUGAGGAAAAGAAAACGGCCGAAUCAUAUUUAUCAAACUUUUUAUACUUACCUGUGAAGAACCUAUAUGAAUUUAACUUGGUGUUACGAUCAUUGCACUAUUCUCUGAAUUUUGGAGAGUUGAAAAUACACUCAUUGGUUAUAGACUCGAUACUCGCGUUACAUAACUGGAUUGAUAAUUUUACCCCUAACCAACUGGGUUUUAGAAAAUCCGACCUUCAUUUUAAGAAAAUCAUAAGACUGUGUAAAAUCCAUGCAAUAUUUCUAAUAUAUACAGACUCGUUAAAUUCUGAACAAAAAAAUAAAAUCUUCUACGCAAAAAUUAUAGAUGACUACGACAAUUGUCUUAAGCUGACUGACAAGAAAGAAAUCUCCACACCGGAAUCAAAAACCCCUACUGAAACACGAGACGAUUUUGAUUUAUCAGAUCAAAAUGUAUAUAACGAUCUCAUAAUUUCACUAGGCGCCACUGAUUCAGACGAUUAUAAUCUUGGAUACUCUUCAUCACCGAAGUCCCUUGACUAUAAUUUACCCUCUGACUAUGAUAGAUAUAACGAUCUUGAAAUAGUUGAAGGAAAUAUCAAGGAAGAUUUAGCAAUAUUUGACAUUGAUGAUCGUGGACUUGCUAUUAAAUGUAUAAUACCUGAGAGUUGGAUUGGAGAGUCUGAUGAAGAACAUAUGAAGGAUAUGGUAUCGUUGGUAAUGACCACGUCAAGGAAUCUUGGAAAAAAUUAUAUAUCUAUUAUUUCCAAGGAUUAUAGGAAUGAAUCUACUUUUAACGACAAAGAUGAAGAGAAUAAGAUCAAGCAAGUUACUCGAAUUACAAGCUUCAUUUUCAGAGAAGUCAUACAAUCUGUCAAAUUUACACCACAUCUGAGUAUUCAAAACGGGGGAUACAAAUCAAAUCCUAAUCCUAACGGCUCCAAUAAAGGUAUCAGCGACUGUCCUGACACGUCUCAAUCUAAAGUGGAAAGUGAUGAAAAUGUUGAAAUCUUACAUAAAUUAGAAAUAGUUCCAUAUAAUAUAAAUGAAAAGAAUUUAAAAGAGAAGCCGAUAAGAGAUUUUGGGGUUGAUUUAGGUACUAAAAUAAUAAAUGACCACAAUUUAAAGGUUUAUAGAAUUGAUUCAAGAAUUAAAUUAACAGAAUGUAGUUACAAAUUAUUAAACGUGUAAAAAUUAGUAAUAUUAUCAAAUGUUAAAGACAAUGAUAAGAUGGAAGAGAGUGAAUAAUAAAUGUGUAGCAUAAAUAAUAUAAUAUAGGUUUAAAAAUCUACGUCAGUA
Messenger RNA from Theileria parva strain Muguga, 1715 nucleotides. RefSeq lists its product as uncharacterized. The coding region runs from base 153 to 1607 and encodes 484 amino acids. The transcript is spliced from 6 exons. The record is from RefSeq and is a predicted model, not a curated record. Lineage: Eukaryota; Apicomplexa; Aconoidasida; Piroplasmida; Theileriidae.